Oryzias melastigma (Indian medaka) is the source of this 2998-nucleotide messenger RNA. RefSeq names its product ciliogenesis associated kinase 1 (gene cilk1). Bases 501 to 2441 code for a protein of 646 amino acids. Gene Ontology annotation, cellular component: nucleus; cilium; cytoplasm. Gene Ontology annotation, biological process: intraciliary transport; protein phosphorylation; intracellular signal transduction. Gene Ontology annotation, molecular function: protein serine/threonine kinase activity; ATP binding. The record is from RefSeq and is a predicted model, not a curated record. NCBI's taxonomy places the organism in Eukaryota, Metazoa, Chordata, Actinopteri, Beloniformes, Adrianichthyidae. The transcript is spliced from 14 exons.
AUACAUAGUCCACAGAAAACAAAGCAGCAGUAAAAUAAAUCCGAUCGAAAAACCUCUAUCAAUUAGCAGUCGUGAAACGUAAAAGUGAACGCCACACAAAGACAACAUCGAUGAUUUUUCUUUUUUUUUUUUCUUCCCUUUUGUUUGUUGUUGCUAAAGCCACGCAGUGAUUUGUCGAAAUCUCAAAUCAGUCUUGUAACAUCGCGAGAUUUGACGAAACGGCCUGCCUGGAAAAUAUUUGUUGUUUUCGGGAUUCUCAGAUCAUCUCCUCUUUUAAACGCGACGCUACAGUAACAACCGGAGUUGAAUGGUCCGCUUGUGUAAUGUCGGUUUAAGGCGGAAAUUCUUGAAGGAGUCAUAUCCAUGGCACCAUGACUCCUCCAGCUCUGCCUCCAGGUUUCUGCUGCUGUCACAGGAAAAUCUGGUUGCAUUCGGCAGCAGGAGAAGAACACGUCGGUUUUGAAGUGCUUUCCAAGGAUCAUGUGGACGGAUGAGCAAAAAUGAAUAGAUACACAAACAUAAGACAGCUCGGAGACGGCACCUAUGGCUCAGUCAUUCUGGGCCGCAGUUUGGAGUCUGGAGAACUAGUUGCCAUAAAAAAAAUGAAAAGAAAGUUCUACUCCUGGGAAGAAUGCAUGAACCUUCGGGAAGUAAAGUCCCUGAAGAAACUGAACCAUGCUAAUGUCAUCAAACUUAAGGAGGUGAUUCGUGAAAACGACCACUUGUACUUUAUAUUUGAGUACAUGAAGGAAAAUCUUUAUCAGCUAAUGAAAGAUAGGACCCGGUUGUUUCCUGAAUCUGCUGUAAGAAAUAUUAUGUUUCAGAUCCUGCAGGGGCUAGCAUUCAUCCAUAAACACGGGUUUUUUCACAGAGACAUGAAACCGGAGAACCUUUUAUGCAUGGGUCCAGAGCUGGUGAAAAUAGCUGACUUUGGGCUUGCCCGUGAAAUCAGGUCUCGGCCCCCAUACACCGACUAUGUCUCAACCAGAUGGUACAGAGCUCCAGAAGUGCUCCUCAGAUCCACAUCCUACAGUUCACCUAUAGAUCAGUGGGCAGUCGGCUGCAUCAUGGCAGAGCUUUACACCCUCAGACCUCUUUUCCCAGGAUCCAGCGAGGUGGACACCAUAUUCAAGAUAUGCCAAGUACUGGGUACACCAAAGAAGACAGAUUGGCCAGAGGGAUAUCAGCUGGCCAGUGCCAUGAACUUCCGCUGGCCUCAGUGUGUUCCCAGUAACCUGAAGACUCUGAUCCCAAAUGCCAGCGCUGAAGCCAUCCAUCUAAUGACAGACUUUCUUCAGUGGGAUCCGAGGAAGAGACCAGCUUCUGCACAGGCUCUCAGGUAUUCAUAUUUUCACGUGGGUCAAGCUUUGGGCACUCCUCAGCAGAUCCUGGAGCAGGGGAGGCCUCAACCCAGCCUUCUGCAGCUACAGGGUCCUGUGCAGUCCCAGCAGAACCUCCAGCAGCAGCAGCCUCUGCUGUUGAAGCCUCUGCCACCCUCCCAGCGCCCUCCAAACCAGCACACUUCCCCCUCCAGACCUCUCCAUCAGAUCCAGCCCUCCCCUGUGCCAGCGACAACCCCGGCCGCCAUGUACCAGCGGCACACUGAUCUCGCUCGAGACCAACAGCAGCCAAAGCACAUCUUGAAGCAGGACCAAUCAGAGACAACCCCACAGAGACACCUUCCUUUCAUUGUUGACAACAGUCUGCAAAGCAAGCAAAUGAGACAGGAGCCAGAAAAUGAGAACCUACUAAGUUAUCAGCUAAAGCCUAAAGGAGGAGGGCGGCGGCGCUGGGGUCAGGGCGUAGGAAACCUUAAAGGAGAAGACUGGGACGACUAUGAUGAGAUCGAAGUAUCGUCUAUUCUCGGGAAAAACAACUUCUCCUCUGAGAAGACGUUGCAGGGAGAAGACGCUCUGAGCAGGUACGGAAAAGUUCUGGAUUUCAGUCGACCAAAUGGAAAAGAAGAAGCGCCGUUAAACUUGAACAAGACCGGACCCUAUCAGGAACCAUCGAGAACCGCCUCUGCUAAACAACACUACCUGAGACAGUCCAGAUUUUUACCUGGCAUCAGUACAAAGAAAAAUGUGGCCCAAAAUGCUAGUAAAGAACUUGCAGCAAACCAACUUUGGGGUAGCGGUGGUAUUCCAUUUGGAGGAACGCUUCCAAGCCGAGGAGCUUACGGGACAAACACAAUCCCUGGUGGAUACAUGCCAUCGUUUAGCAAGAAGGACAGCGGCUCUGCUGGCCACAGGGGGCGGCAGGGCGUUGCUGCGGAAACCACAGCAUCAAAUUAUGCAACAUGGAGGUCUGGUCGAAGUCACCUGAAUGCAUCUGUCAACAUGCCAACAGCCAACAAGAGCACACCUGGUCUGCUACCCCACCCUCCACUACAGACCAUUCACGGGAGAACAGACUGGUCAGCCAAAUACGGACACCGUUAGUGGCUUCUGGAGCUCUAAUCUAUGCCCUAAGAACUCUUUUCACAUCCAAAGAGUAGGCUUAGUUCUUUUUUAUUCUAAAUCUGUAAAUAAAUCUUACACAGCAAUAAAUUAUGUUUUUGUGUCAACCACAGACGUUGUGACUUGUGAGAUAUUUAAAGGCGUGGAUCAAUGCAGCCACCAAAAUGCGAGUCUGGACAUGUUUUACAGAGUCUUUCUACUGUAUAAUCCUAACUGUCCCGGAGAAGCUACACUCUCAGUUUUGUUCCCGAUUGUUGAAUGUUUAGUGUGUAUUCUUGAAGCUAUAUGCAUAUAAUAUUAUAAAAACUUUUACUGUGCUUUGUAUUUGUCAAUUUGCUGCUUUUUGUUUUUCUUAAAACAAUUUAACUUUUAUAUUAUACCUGCCUUGCCAAUAAUGUGUGUGUGUUAUUUUUCAUAAUGGAUGUGGCUACAUGUCUGUUUGAAGAUGAUUUUUUUUAAGCCUGUUACGCUCAUUUGUUAUUAUUGGACUUGUGGUGAUAUCAUUAACUUUAAAGGCUAUAAAGAGUUGCCUGAAGCAA